AUGACGGCCAAGAAGCGUCACGUCGACGCGAUAGACUUGACCCAAGAUGAAGGAAGUUCACGUCCAGCCAAGGUUGGUCGGAGUCCACAGCCUAGGUUUUCAGGGAACAGCAUGAACGCGGGGCAGCGCUUUGGGCAAGACACUGCUUUUGUUCCCCUCAGUCAGGCCGAUUCGAUUCGAUUCAGCCAGCUUGAUGAUGAUGAUGCUGGUGCCGACGACCUCGUCCAGAGCACCCAGAACGCCGAUGACUUCAACAGCAUCAGUGAUUCUGAAUUCCUAACCGACCUACCCACCAAGAUUGUCGGAGUACAAUAUUACCGGGGGUUUGCUACUUUGGGUGAACACGUUACAGUCAAGAGAGAACCUCAGAAUCCAUAUGACUCGAAUGCUAUUCGCGUAUUGAAUGUCAUGGGUCAACAAAUUGGCCAUAUCCCCCGUACUGUAGCGUCAAAACUGGCAAAGUAUAUGGAUGAGAAAUGUGUGAUGGUCGAGGGCAUUCUCACUGGCGUCAUUGGUACUUAUGAUUGCCCCCUCAAACUCAGACUUUACGCAACCCGAAACCCGGUUGAGCAAGAGGCGCUGAAGCGUCGAAUGAAGCAAGAUAGAUUUCCAGUUCAGAUCAGACCGCCCAAUCGCGCAGCAGAAGCAGAGCGUGAUCGGAUACGCAAAGAAGCCAUGAAACGGGGCAAUGCAGAGGAGGCUGGCCGGCAGGACUCGUAUACCCAGGCUGGCCGUUCUCAGGAAGCCAUCAAUCCUGCAACUCUCGAAGACCUCAUCAACCAGAGCAGCACCUUCAAUCCUCGUCAAAUGGGACAAGCAGUCGAAAAAUUCGGCAUCAAUGAAUCCGACCUGGCUAGCAUGCCAAUGGCUGACACCCCGUCCAGUAUGAAGACCCAGCUACUUUCAUAUCAGCGUCAGGGCCUCGCGUGGAUGCUGGCCAAAGAGGCGCCCUCUCUUCCAGAGCAAGGUUCUCCUGGCACUGUACAGCUUUGGAAACGGGAGGGCAUUAGAUAUAAAAAUAUUGCUACCCACUUUGCUACCUCUCAACCCCCAACGCUUGCAAGUGGAGGUAUUCUAGCAGAUGACAUGGGCCUGGGCAAGACCAUUCAAAUUAUCUCGUUAAUAAUGGCCAAUUCAAAACCUAGGAACCCCCAAUCUUCGUCGAUUACUCUGAUAAUUAGCCCUGUUGGCGUUAUGAGCAACUGGAAAGGCCAAAUCGAGGCUCAUGUGAAACCAGAGCAUAUCCCGAAGAUACUUGUCUAUCACGGAACGAAUAAAAAAGGUGCAAAUUUGAGUGGGUAUGACGUUGUCAUCACAAGCUAUGGAGCACUAGCUUCAGAAUAUACGCAGUCUGACGGGCCUCCUGUUAAACGUUCUUCUGGACUUUACUCCGUUAAUUGGCGUCGUGUUGUGCUUGAUGAAGGUCACACCAUCCGAAAUCCUCGAUCAAAAGGCGCCCUCGCCGCUUACAAUCUACAAGCCGACUCCCGCUGGACGCUGACUGGAACUCCUAUCAUCAACUCACUCAGAGACCUCUACUCGCAGGUCCGUUUCCUCAAGCUCUCCGGCGGGCUAGAUGACCUUGCCAUGUUCAACGCCGUCCUUAUCCGCCCUCUUAGCCAAGGUGAUCCAGAUGGUGUUUACCUUCUCCAAGAAAUGAUGGCAGCGAUUUGUCUACGACGGCGUAAGGACAUGGAGUUUAUCAACCUACGGCUUCCUCCUUUGAAAUCUCAUGUUCUACGCAUCAAAUUUCAUUCUCACGAGCAAGAGAAAUAUGAAAUGUUUCAAGCCGAAGCGAAGGGAAUGCUCAAUCAGUAUCAGACUAAAGGCAGCGGGGGACCUACCUACUCGCAUAUUCUCGAAGUCCUUCUUCGAAUGCGUCAGGUGUGCAAUCAUUGGGCACUGUGCAAGGACCGUGUGACCAAGUUGACGUCUAUGCUUGAACAACACAAAGUUGUGGAAUUGACACCAGAGAACGUAAAGGCACUUCAGGAACUUCUACAACUACGGAUUGAAAGCCAAGAAACAUGUGCAAUCUGUCUUGAUAAUUUGGAGCAACCUGUCAUUACUGCUUGCGCACACGCUUUCGACAAAGCAUGUAUUGAGCAGGUCAUCGAGAGACAGCACAAAUGUCCAAUGUGUCGUGCCGAUAUUAAAGAUGCAAACAAUCUGGUUUCACCAGCUACCGAAAUGGGCGAAGAUAUGGGAGCUGACAGCGUGGACCCCAAUGCAACCAGCAGCAAGGUUGACGCCCUUAUCAAGAUAUUAACCGCCAAAGGCCAAACAGAGGGAACCAAGACUGUGGUAUUCAGCCAAUGGACUUCAUUUCUUGAUAUUUUGGAACCCCAUAUCAAGCGCCACGGAAUCCAGUUUGUCCGCAUUGAUGGCAAACUGAACUCAAAGAAACGAGACCAAGCCAUCACCGAGUUUUCCAAUGAGCCAAACUGCACGGUUUUGCUUGCUAGUCUUAAUGUGUGUAGCGUUGGCCUCAAUCUUGUGGCUGCAAGCCAAGUUGUCCUGUGCGACAGUUGGUGGGCUCCUGCUAUUGAAGACCAAGCCAUGGAUCGAGUCUAUCGACUCGGCCAGACGCGUGAGACUACCAUCUGGCGUUUGGUUAUGGAAGGAUCUAUUGAAGAUCGUGUCAUUGAGAUUCAAGAGAACAAACGUCUUCUCUCGAUGACUGCACUCAGUGAAACCGAAAACAAAAAGAAAGGUCAACACACAGCCGCUAGGCUUGGUGACAUUGAAAAGCUACUGCGUUAG
Messenger RNA from Talaromyces rugulosus, 2763 nucleotides. RefSeq lists its product as uncharacterized. The transcript has 4 exons. The record is from RefSeq and is a predicted model, not a curated record. Gene Ontology annotation, molecular function: zinc ion binding; nucleic acid binding; ATP binding. The coding region runs from base 1 to 2763 and encodes 920 amino acids. Lineage: Eukaryota; Fungi; Ascomycota; Eurotiomycetes; Eurotiales; Trichocomaceae.